Molecule: messenger RNA, 639 nt
Organism: Pimephales promelas (fathead minnow)
Lineage: Eukaryota; Metazoa; Chordata; Actinopteri; Cypriniformes; Leuciscidae
Product: ictacalcin
Cellular component (GO): cytoplasm
Molecular function (GO): transition metal ion binding; calcium ion binding; calcium-dependent protein binding
Source: RefSeq, a predicted model, not a curated record
ACUCGAUCUGUCCCUUCAGUCCGCACUCGCUUGGUCUACUUUUCUAUCACGCCUUGCUCACCUCAAUCUUCUGCAACACCAUGUCACAAACUCAGAAAGCAAUGGCUCAGCUGAUUGCAGUCUUUCAUAAACACUCAGGAAAAGAGGGAGACAAGUUGACCCUGAGCAAAAGCGAGCUGAAGGACCUCCUCACCGCAGAGCUAGGAGACAUAUUUGGAAAAACCCAAGACAAGGCAGCUCUGGACAAAAUAUUUAAGGAUCUGGAUGCAAAUGCUGAUGGUGUUGUGGACUUCCAGGAGUACGUCACCCUGAUCUCCAGCAUCACUAUGCUUUGCAAUGAAAACUUUAAAAAGGGUAAAUAACUUAGUCCGGUUGCACUUGUACAUUUACAGUACGUGCACUUACCCAAGAAAGCACUGGGUAAGAUACGGUUAAUAUAACAUGGGUUAAGGUUAGUUUCUAGGGGUAUAUUCAUGGUUAGUUAUUUUGCCAUUUCUAUAAUGAGUAUGCACAUGGGGAACAGGACUGUAAAAUAAAGUCCUACACUUUGUCCAAACAGAAAUUGUUUGCCUGUAAAGUUAUGGUACAUCUGAAAAAAUAAAUAAAUAAUAAAAUAAACUUUUUAAAGAUUUGAAUUAA